Molecule: messenger RNA, 2511 nt
Organism: Mugil cephalus (flathead mullet)
Lineage: Eukaryota; Metazoa; Chordata; Actinopteri; Mugiliformes; Mugilidae
Gene: metrn
Product: meteorin, glial cell differentiation regulator
Exons: 4
Coding region: 220-1134 (304 amino acids)
Biological process (GO): positive regulation of axonogenesis; glial cell differentiation
Molecular function (GO): hormone activity
Source: RefSeq, a predicted model, not a curated record
CCGCGGACCUUGACGCACAGCAGCCCGGAGAGCGAGAGUAGCUGUGUUCUCUUAUCGUGCGGCAUCGGGGUAGGAGGAUGCAAAGUUAUGGAGGUUUUCGGUCAUAGUAUAUUAUUUGCUUAGCACGGGAUUUGAACUCACCGAAGGUUUAGGACAUCGCAGCGUUGGAAUAGUCUGUGUGAUUUUUGUUUUUAAAGUACGCAUCAUCUACCAGCGAAAAUGUCUGCGUGUGGGGUUUGGAUUAACGCAACCUGGAUUUUACUUUUUGCCAUUUUUGACAUGACCCUUUCAAAUUACUCCGAAGACCAGUGCAGCUGGAAAGGCAGUGGUUUGUCUCAGCAGCAGGGCAGCGUGGAGCAGAUCUCCCUCCACUGCUCUGAGGGCACGCUGGACUGGCUGUAUCCCAAAGGAGCCCUGCGCCUCACCCUGUCGCCUCGCCUGCCCUCCGUGGCGGUGGGCCCCGGCGGCAGCAGCUCGGGCCUCAUCACGGCCUGCGUCAAGCCGUCGGAGGAGUUCCACGGAGCCCAGCUGUACCUGGAGAGGGACGGGGUCCUCGAGCUCCUGGUGGGGGACCGGCUGGAGACCUCCCCACCUCCCAGGGUGCGCUGCUUCAGCCGGCUGCCUGGGGAGAGGGUGGCCCUCUUCCUGCAGGCUACGCCUCACCAGGACAUCAGCAGGAGGAUCGCCUCCUUUCGCUACGAGCUGAGGGGGGACUGGACGGCUCGACUGUCGCUGGACUCCAACCCCAUUAGCAGUGAAGAUGCCUGCAGACCAUGCAACAACACAGAGAUUCUGAUGGCUGUUUGCACCAGUGACUUUGUGGUGCGCGGCAACAUCCGCUCGGUGGAGGAAGAUGAGAACCUGCGGGCGGCAGUGAUCAAGGUCAGCGCCACCCGCGUGUUUCGCCAGAAGUACGCCCUGUUCACCGGCAACAGUCGUCUGAGCAGCCGGGGCGAGAUCAGGACUCUGCUCCAGUGCGGCGUCAAACCAGGACCUGGGAGCUUCCUCUUCACCGGCCGAGUUCACUUCGGCGAGGCCUGGCUGGGCUGCGCUCCCCGCUACAAGGACUUCCAGCGAGCGUACACUAUAGCCAAAGCAGCCCAGCAGAUACCUUGUGAGCUGCCCGUGGACUGAAACAAAAACUCUGCAGCAGCUCGUCCACCAAGCAGAAUUGAAGCUGUACUGAAAGCCCGGCCAAGCUCAGCCUCGCUCCGGGAAGAAGACACGGUGUGCAAAUGUUGGCCAGCGUCGCCACAGAACCGCAGACGGAUGUCAUCGUCAUCUUUCCCGGGGGACUGAGGAGUUGAAAUGGACUUUUUCCAACACCAUUUCAGUGCAAUAUGCAGUCAGCUGGUCCUAAAGACCUGGCUGAGUCAUUACUUGAGGGAAAUGGUUGGACAGAAUCACAAACAGUGAUGCCACAAAGCUGGUCAGAGUAAAACUGAAAAGCUUUCCAUUCGGGGUACAAUAGGCGAAGCCAUUAAUUGAGUCAAACUGAGAGUCAUUACUUUGAAACUCAGGAAAAUUCAUGAAAAGUUCUGUAUGAAACACUUUAGGGAAGGUGUUGAAGAGCUCUUCCCAACAGAUUAUUUGUUCAGAUAAUGAUUAGCAAGAGAUGCUUAGCUGGCUUCCUGUUUACUGGGGUCGUCUUCAGUGUUACCAUUAACAAGGAGAUUAUUAUGAAGUCCUCAAUAAUGGAAAUGGAAAAUAAAUAAAUAAAUAAAAAAUUGCACUGAUAAAGGAAAGGGAAUGAUCUGGAAAGUGACGCUGCAAGCACUAAAAACCAAAUAAAAAGCAACUAUAUGUAGCAUAGUGGAGCAAUUUUAAUAUAUGUACAGAUAAUGUGAGCGUGUACAGUUACUCAAGUUUCACAGUUCAGUGUAGUGCUUAAAGCACUUUGAUAUUCCAGCCAGUUUGAGAUUUUACUUUAAAGAAAGAAGUGCUGCUCUGAAUGAGAGAUUUUUUUUUUAUUAAACAAGAUAUAAUGUUUAAUUUGAGUAGCACAUCACAACUAAUUGGACUUUAAUUGACUUAUUUAAAAAUGGAUUCAGUUGCGAGAGUCUUGCCAAAGCAGUUUGAAAUCUGGUUAUUUUCUGCUCUGUUUAUAAUCAGCUGUGUUCCUAUAAUUAAAGACAACAGCCAUCCAUAACUCAAGUCCAGUAAAGCAAAUGUACAGGGAAGAAAGACUCAACUGGACGAGGCUAGCUCACUAGAAAAUACAAAAUAUGCAUCUAAUGUGUAAACUUCUGUUCUGUAAAGUGAUGUAAUGUGCACUAUAGCGACACGGAGAAGGGGGUCAUACCAAAUUACCACAUUGUGCUGAUGUCUUAAAUGCAUACACUGCCAUUUAUGUUGUGUCUGAUGUGAAUAUAUGUUAAUAUCAAUGUGAAUGUAAAUAUGUCGAUAAGAAAUUCUAGGAACAAAGGAUUGAAAGAAACUACCUUGUCUCAGUAUUGUGGAUUAUUUCUAUGUUGGUCUGUGAUAUUAAAUAUUCUGUAAAGGAAAACAAAA